AGACCUCUCUCUCUCUCUCUCUCUCUCUCUCUCUCUCUCUCUCUCUCCCUCUCUCCAUCUCUCUCUCUCAUCAUUUCAAGAGAGAUUUCUCAAACCCACCUUGGGAUCAUCGUUUACUACGACAACACCCAGUUAUUUUGUUUGAGAAAAAACGAUGAUCUAUUCAAUUAAACCGGCUUCAUCUUCCUUCUCCCUCGCCGCCGGCGAUCUCUCGUCGAUUCGGCGUUCGUCUCCGGCGAAGCUCCGGUUCUCUCCCUUACCCAUUAUCAGAAACUGUCAGAAACAGAGCUUCAACAACCACAAUGUCUCAAUCCAGAAGCCUCUCCACGUUUCCUCCGCCGAGAAUCUGUCGAUCUUCCCGGCGACGCAGAAGAGGGAGGUCAAGGUCGAAGCUUACGAGGCCGAGCGGUCGCGUCCGCUCGACAUAAGCAUCGAACUUCCAGACCAACAGGCGGCGCAGAAGCUGAAGAUCGGAAUCUACUUCGCGACCUGGUGGGCUUUGAACGUUGUGUUCAACAUCUACAACAAGAAGGUCCUAAAUGCGUUUCCCUACCCAUGGCUGACAUCGACGUUGUCAUUGGCUUGUGGGUCUUUGAUGAUGUUGGGUUCUUGGGCCACUCGAGUUGCAGACGCUCCCAAGACUGAUUUCGAGUUCUGGAAAACUCUUUUCCCGGUUGCGGUUGCGCAUACGAUCGGACAUGUUGCAGCAACAGUGAGCAUGUCCAAAGUGGCAGUAUCCUUCACCCACAUCAUCAAGAGUGGUGAACCUGCCUUCAGUGUUCUUGUCUCAAGGCUUUUCUUAGGCGAGACUUUCCCGUUACCUGUUUACCUCUCCCUCCUCCCCAUCAUUGGAGGCUGCGCUCUCUCUGCCUUCACCGAGCUUAACUUCAACAUGACUGGGUUUAUGGGAGCGAUGAUAUCUAACUUGGCGUUCGUGUUCAGGAACAUAUUCUCAAAGAAGGGGAUGAGUGGGAAAUCUGUCAGUGGAAUGAACUACUAUGCUUGCUUGUCGAUGUUGUCUCUUUUGAUCCUCACUCCUUUCGCCGUUGCCGUGGAAGGUCCUCAAAUGUGGGCUGCUGGUUGGCAAAAUGCCGUCGCCCAAAUCGGACCAAACUUUGUCUGGUGGGUGGUGGCCCAAAGUGUGUUCUACCACUUGUACAACCAAGUCUCAUACAUGUCCCUCGACCAGAUUUCUCCAUUGACGUUUAGCAUCGGUAACACGAUGAAGCGAAUCUCCGUCAUCGUCUCCUCUAUCAUCAUCUUCCACACUCCAGUUCAACCCGUCAACGCCCUUGGAGCCGCCAUUGCAAUUCUCGGAACUUUCCUCUACUCACAGGCAAAACAGUGAGGUGAAUUUCGGGGUUCUGAUCCUAAUAGGAAGAUGAACAAAACUACCUAACUGAGCAGCCAGUGAGUGAUCAAAGAAGAGCAUGGGAUCUCUCAUAGGAUCCCUUGUUGAGAGUUUACAAGACCAAUAAUGGCUCUUUGCUAAAUCUUGUCCUACUACGUGUAUGUAUAUGAUGACUAACUAUGCUAUAUAUGUGUUCAUAUUUUUCUUUUCCUUCUUUGUUCUUUUACCGUUUUGUUUUGGUGAUGGUAGUGAGUAAGAGUUGUGUUUGAUGCCUAUGCCUAUGUGUAUUGUAGUUUGGUUGCUCUUGCUUACUUGUCUUAUUGCCUUUGAAGAAGACUCAAAUAAACAAAUAGUAUUUGUGAUUUGUA
Tarenaya hassleriana is the source of this 1719-nucleotide messenger RNA. RefSeq names its product glucose-6-phosphate/phosphate translocator 2, chloroplastic. Gene Ontology annotation, biological process: transmembrane transport. NCBI's taxonomy places the organism in Eukaryota, Viridiplantae, Streptophyta, Magnoliopsida, Brassicales, Cleomaceae. The transcript has 5 exons. The coding region runs from base 155 to 1348 and encodes 397 amino acids. Gene Ontology annotation, molecular function: phosphoglycerate transmembrane transporter activity; antiporter activity; triose-phosphate transmembrane transporter activity. The record is from RefSeq and is a predicted model, not a curated record. Gene Ontology annotation, cellular component: membrane; Golgi apparatus.